Molecule: messenger RNA, 987 nt
Organism: Belonocnema kinseyi
Lineage: Eukaryota; Metazoa; Arthropoda; Insecta; Hymenoptera; Cynipidae
Product: putative sugar lactone lactonase YvrE
Exons: 5
Coding region: 1-987 (328 amino acids)
Biological process (GO): L-ascorbic acid biosynthetic process
Molecular function (GO): calcium ion binding; gluconolactonase activity
Source: RefSeq, a predicted model, not a curated record
AUGAGAAUCUUCAAAGAGUAUGGGGGAACAAAAGAGCUGACUGUGAACGUAGAACAAGGUCCCCUGUCUUUUGCUGUUCCGGUUUCAGACUUUCCCGAGGAAUUUGUGCUGGGUGCUGGUAAUAGUAUUAUACUAAUCAAUUGGAAUAGUGACAUAAAUGAAAAGAAUCCUGAACAUGUUGUAUUGGCCUCGGAGAAAUUUCCUCAGGGCAACAGAUGGGGUUAUGGAAAUGUCGAUCUUCAGGGCAGGUUAUGGAUCGCGACGACGAAUGAUUAUCCUUUGGCUUAUUUACACAAUUAUGGAAUUUUAUUUUCUUUAAAUAAUAAAUUGGUCCUUGAACAAAAACUUCAGAAUCUUUGUUCAAUAACUGGUGGAUUCGUAUGGGACCGUCCUAUGGAGGAAAAUAAGAGAAGGUCACCGCCUUUCAAAUUCUAUUACGCCGAUACUCCGAGAAAAGAAGUCGUUGUCUAUGAUUUUGCCACACGCAAUGGGGGACUGCCUAAAAACAGAAAAGAGCUUUUUAGCUUUAAACUUCAUGACACAGACGACCACCCUGGUCGUAUAGCAAUUGAUUCGAGAGGUUGGCUCUGGGUGCCACUUAUUGGAGGACAUAAAGUCAUUGAAUUUGAUCCAGUUCGGAGAAUGCCGGAUCGAGUUAUUGACAUACCCGCAGCGAAAGUCGGCGCAUGCACUUUCGGAGGGGCUUACUUGGAUAUCUUAUAUGUAUCAACAAUAGGAUACGAAUACAGAGAAUCUCAUCAACAUCGCCCACCUGGCGAUGAAGGUGGCCAUAUUUAUGCGAUCCACAACCUUGGCGUGACAGGAAGGCCGACAGAACCAUACUUAAUGAUUCUCACUGCUCUACCCGAAAACGUAAGAAGGGCUCGUGAACACUGGGCCCAGCUUAAUGGCAUGAUCAUUCCUCGUAUGAAAACUAAGUCAACCAAGUCCAAGCGCUCUGGUGGUGAGGGAAGUUCUAAUUCAUAA